AUGGACUGCCACCUUAACGUGGUGGGGGAGUUUGAGUACUCGGAUGAUCCUGGGAGCUAUGCUGUCUGGGGCUUCAUGCCCCUGGUAGGGUCUCCCAUGGCAGACAGGUCUCAGGUGACGAGUCAGACAAAGAGCAGUCCAGAAGACACCAUGGACAGCACAAAUAUGACAUCAGUGACGUCGCCCGGCAUGGCGCAGCCGGGGCCCCACCCUGGAGCCAGGCCUGGGGUCGGGGCUCGUAUGCGAGCGCCUGGUGGCCGGGCCUCAGCCCACGGGGCCCGGCCGGGCUCAGCCCGAAGGGAUGACGUGGGCAGUCCCUCCUGUGGACCCACCACCUGCAGAGGGGUCCGUGGUGGCGCGGUGCUGAGAGGACUGGGCGGCAGUCGAAGGCGGAGACCUCGGCGACCCAGUCCGCACACACAUCUGGCUCUUGGGACGUGGAACGUCACCUCACUGGGGGGGAAGGAGCCCGAGCUCGUGGGGGAGGUUGAGCGAUACCGACUAGAGAUAGUUGGCCUCAUCUCCACACACAGCUUGGGCUCUGGAACCCAACUCCUUGAGAGGGGUUGGACGCUCCACUUUUCUGGAGUUUUUCUGGACUUCUGUGCCAGUCACAGUUUGUCCAUCACGAACACCAUGUUCGAGCACAAGGGUGUCCACCAGUGCACGUGGCACCAGGACACCCUAGGCCGGAGGUCGAUGAUCGACUUUGUUGUCGUAUCAUCUGACCUACGACCGCGUGUCUCGGACACUCGGGUAAAGAAAGGGGCGGAGCUGUCAACCGAUCAUCACCUGGUCGUGAGUUGGAUCCGCUGGCAGGGGAAGAAGCCGGUCAGACCUGGCAGACCCAAGCGUAUAGUGAGGGUCUGCUGGGAACGUCUCGCUGAGCCCCCUGUCAGACAGACUUUCAACUCACACCUCCGGGAGAGUUUCUCCCAGGUCCCGGUGGAGGAGGGGGACAUGGAGUCCGAGUGGACCAUGUUCUCUGCCUCAAUCGCCGAUGCGGCGGCUCGUAGCUGUGGUCGCAAGGUCUCUGGUGCUGGUCCCGGCGGCAACCCCCGAACCCGGUGGUGGACACCAGCACUGUCGAGUACCGGCAGCUGUCGAGUACCGGCAGCUGUCCAGUACCGGCAGGCCAAGCGUGCCGCGGCCCGGGCUGUUGCAGAGGCAAUAACCCGGGACUGGGAGGAGUUCGGAGAGUCCAUGGAGCAUGACUAUCGGUCGGCCUCGAAGAGAUUCUGGCAAACCAUCCGGCGCCUCAGGAGGGGGAAGCAGUUCUUUGCCAACACCAUGUACGGUGCGGGUGGAGAGCUGCUGACCUCGACUGGGGAUAUUGUCGGGCGGUGGAAGGAAUACUUUGAGGUUCUCCUCAAUCCCCCCGUCACGUCCUCUGUUACAGAGGCAGAGGCUGAGGAUGUUGGGGCGGAUACAUCCAUCUCCCUGGCUCAGGUCACCAAGGUGGACUGUCUUGGUUGA
Molecule: messenger RNA, 1476 nt
Organism: Knipowitschia caucasica
Lineage: Eukaryota; Metazoa; Chordata; Actinopteri; Gobiiformes; Gobiidae
Source: the annotation of a GenBank genome assembly